Enhydra lutris kenyoni (northern sea otter) is the source of this 3103-nucleotide messenger RNA. Its product is annotated as transmembrane protein 43. Gene Ontology annotation, biological process: nuclear membrane organization. The transcript is spliced from 11 exons. The record is from RefSeq and is a predicted model, not a curated record. Bases 168 to 1295 code for a protein of 375 amino acids. Gene Ontology annotation, cellular component: nuclear inner membrane. NCBI's taxonomy places the organism in Eukaryota, Metazoa, Chordata, Mammalia, Carnivora, Mustelidae.
GCUGUGGCUCUCUGGGCUGUAACUUUUGCACGUCCUCUCUGAUUCCAGGCUUCGCGCGGAUUUUCGCAGCUCUUCGUCGGGCGAGAGGCCUCUGGGCUUUGCACUCAGGCGGUCAACCGGUUCUGUAGCCGAGCACAGCGUGGGUGAGCGCCCAGCCGGGUCCCACCAUGGCCGCGAACUAUUCCAGUACGACUAACAGGAGAGAACAUGUCAAAAUGACAACCAGCCCCCAGCCAGGCUUCUUGGAACGGCUCAGCGAGACCUCGGGUGGGAUGUUUGUGGGGCUCAUGACCUUCCUGCUCUCCUUCUACUUAAUUUUCACCAAUGAGGGCCGUGCACUGAAGACAGCAACUUCCCUGGCUGAGGGGCUCUCACUUGUGGUGUCCCCCGACAGUAUCCACACCGUGGCCCCAGAGAACGAGGGAAGGCUGGUACACAUCAUUGGGGCCCUGCGGACAUCCAAGCUCUUGUCUGAUCCAAACUACGGCGUCCGCCUCCCAGCUGUGAAGCUACGCCGGCACGUGGAAAUGUACCAGUGGGUGGAAACUGAGGAGUCCAGGGAGUACACUGAAGAUGGGCAGGUGAAGACAGAGACAAGGUACUCCUACAACACCGAAUGGAGGUCAGAAAUCGUCAACAGCAGAAAUUUCGACCGGGAGAUUGGCCACAAGAACCCCAGCGCGAUGGCGGUGGAGUCGUUCACGGCCACAGCCCCCUUCGUCCAGAUUGGCAGAUUCUUCCUCUCGGCGGGCCUCAUUGACAAAGUGGACAAUUUCAAACCGCUGAGCCUGUCCAAGCUGGAGGACCCGCACGUGGACAUCAUUCGCCGGGGAGACUACUUCUACCACAGCGAAAACCCCAAGUAUCCAGAGGUCACCGUGAUCGCCCGGCAGCGGGGUGACCAGCUACUCCCCUACUCCACCAAGUCUGGGGAUACCUUGCUUCUCCUGCACCAUGGGGACUUCUCGGCAGAGGAGGUGUUUCGUAGAGAACAGAAGAGCAACUCCAUGAAGACAUGGGGCCUCCGGGCUGCCGGCUGGAUGGCCAUGUUUAUGGGACUCACCCUCAUGACCCGGAUCCUCUACACCUUGGUGGACUGGUUUCCCGUCUUCCGAGACCUGGUCAACAUCGGCCUGAAAGCCUUUGCCUUCUGCGUGGCCACGUCGCUGACCCUGCUAACCGUAGCUGCCGGCUGGCUCUUCUACCGGCCCCUGUGGGCCCUCUUCAUCGGCUCCCUGGCCCUGGUGCCCAUCAUCGUUGCUCGGACGCGGGUACCGGCCAAGAAGCUGGAGUGAAUCAGGCCCUGGCACCCAGCCCCACCCGUGUGAGCUUCGGGAUCCUGCUCCUCCCCCUCUCCCCCCGCCCCUCUUGACCCCAAAUCAAUUUUGGAUUCUGCGCCUGCUCCGCUUCUUGAGGGGCCACACUUGGCUAUGUGCACAGGUGUCAGGUACUGGUUUACAUGUUCCCCCCCCGUUUUGCUUGCCAGUGGGCAGCUCUGGGGAGCAGAAGGCAGUCCCCAUCUGGCGGGGUCACAGGUGUCUCCUUGCUUCCUUCCCUUCUCUUGGGACUGUGUGUGGCCGGUUCACAUGUUUCGCUUAGCUGAAAUCUGCAGACUGGGAGGUGGUAACACUGCACAGACUGCUGCCCGAUCACUUGCCGCACCCCUCUCCUUGGAGACAAGUGCCAGGGCUCUGUCAUAGUUGGUGUCCACUGUGAGCCCACGGGGCCGGCGUUCUCGCUGUCCCUGAGCAGGGCUGAGUGCCAGGACAGACUGAGCACACUCCCCUCCCCGCCCCAUGCACAGGCGCCCCCCACCCAGCCUGGGCACAGAAUCCGCCUUGGUACUCAAAAAAGAGGACUUCCCCUGAGGUCAUGGUGAGGAAAAUGAGACAUUUGGUGGGCUUGAUGUGUAUUUUAUGGUUUGGCCAGAAACUUAUUUGUGUGUAGGAUUUCCAGAGGUCCCGAAAGUUGUUUGCCUUUGUUAUAUGCUUCAUGGGUCUUCUACCCGAAAAGGGAAUUGUUUCAAAUCAGAUUCAAACAAAGCCCUGCUUAAAUGAUGAGCCAUUCAGACUGUUACAGAAAAACUCCUUAUAAUCUGUCCGUUGAAGUUCAUUCAGGCACAGGAAUGUAUGAAACGGAGGUGUGACUUACUGGUUUAAGAAAGUUUGCUCUGUCAGUACUUGGGGCCAGUGGAAGGCUCGAAGAUGCUUUUGAAGCCAGCGCUUGCCGAGGGCUUCCAUUCUGGGAGGAGAUGGGAAUUUGUACGAGGCGGGGAAAGGCAUUUCCUUUCAUCCUCUGGCAUCAGAAACUACCGAUUUCCUUGAAGAUGAAUUUUGAGUUUUUAGCUAACCAUUAAAGGAAAAGGUGGGAAGCUUUCCUAAGUGGGCUCCCUCAGCGUGACCCCCAUCAACUUGAAUCAGGAACUGGAGGCCUGAGGCCUGUGCAGCUCUCAGGCCUCAUUCCUUUCACUGGGGGACAGAGGGGUGAGGCUUUCCCUUAAGCCACUGGGCACCUGCCGCUGAGUGACUCCUAGAACGUCCGUAGCUUCCCUGCUAUGUACAAUCUACGUGUACUUCACCCUGUUCCCUCUCACCCCCCGCUGAAAGAUCGAGAAUGUUGUCACCUUGAUGGUUUAAAAGAUCCUUCGUGUACCCUUUAUCUUUUUAUGACUUGGACUUGGACUUACUCUCCCUGGCUGGGAAUGGCUGCUUUCGCUAAUUGGUUGGUGGUUGAAUAAGUGAUGGGAACUCGCAAAACUAGCAUCCUAACAAUCUCGUUAGCCUGCGAGGUCUGUGGUGGCUUGAGAUUCUUCACGCCGACAGCUGUCCCCAGAGAUGACAUUUCUCGAUCUAAGAACUGAUACAGUAUUCACUGCUGCAGUUGUCACUGAAUCUCUAACCUCUUAAAGGAUGCUUCUGGAAAACAGUAUGACUAGGUGGUAGCUAUCUGUGGGAUUUGGUUUGUGUAACUUUUUCUGGUACAGAUUUUAAAUUACUACAAAUUUCAGUCAUGUUUUUAAAAGAGCAAAAGAAUGUUAAAUAUUUGAAGUCUUUGGGAAAUCAUGAAAUUUGUAUUAUCUUUGUAUUUUUUGAUAAAAAUUCAA